Messenger RNA from Cajanus cajan (pigeon pea), 2359 nucleotides. RefSeq names its product PHD finger protein At1g33420. The record is from RefSeq and is a predicted model, not a curated record. NCBI's taxonomy places the organism in Eukaryota, Viridiplantae, Streptophyta, Magnoliopsida, Fabales, Fabaceae.
CAGAUAAGAUCUAUUCUCCCAAACCCGUAGAACAGACCAUGGUGGUCAACGAGAGACCCUCCAAGAGGAUGAAGAGGAGGGUCACAGCCGAUCUCUACGAUUUUCUCACUUUUCCGGCAGCCGCGGACGCUUCCUCCUGCGAGCCCUUCCGGAACUGCGUUCAGCGUUUCCUCUCUGACAACGCACGCAUCACUUUCCCCCCCUCACUAUUUCCGUCUCUUAUGACAUGGCAGAUCUUGUUCCGUGUUGGAGACCUGGUCGAAGGACCUGAUCUAUCGCCUGCCAUGGUUACUCUCGAUAUUGUUGAAGAAGAUGUUACACGUUCACGUACUUCGGUCUACUGUGACCAGUGCCGAGUCGUUGGUUGGAGUGGACAUCCGGUGUGUAGAAAGCGAUACCAUUUCAUAAUAAGGGCAGCAAGUAACGCCGUUGAAGCAUAUCAAAGACCUUGUUCACGAUGUGGAAAUCUUGUCCAAUUAUCUGAAACAAGGUGUAGAUCCUGUACCUUUGCCAUCACCGUUGAUGACCUUGAGGACUGGGUGUAUCUUCAGAUUGAAGAUAACACGCAUCUUCUGCACGGUGUUGUCCAUUCCAAUGGUUAUGGUCACCUGCUUACUCUUAAUGGACGCGAAGGCGGCUCCAAGCUUCUCUCCGGAUCUGAUAUCAUGGAUUUCUGGGAUAGGCUGUGUGCUGCAAUUUCUGUUAGGAAGGUUAGCGUGAUGGAUUUGUCCAAGAAAUUUGGGCUGGAAUACCGAUUGCUUCAUGCAGUUACAAACGGACAUUCCUGGUAUGGCAAUUGGGGUUAUGAAUUUGGAUCUGGCAGCUAUGCACUUACCCAAGAUGCGUACAAGAAUGCAGUGAAUACCCUGUCAAGCAUGCCCUUGUCCUCCUUUUCAUUCCAUGGUCGGGGACCACGAACCCGCCUGGAGUGUGUCAUUUCCCUUUACCAUUCUUUGGCAGAAACUGAACUUGUAACGAUUAAAGAUCUCUUUUCCUUUUUGCUGACGUUGAUUCAUGAAUGUCGUAAGCCCACAUCCACGAGGACAUCUUGCACCAGUAAUUUGUUGUGUGCUUGGACGGGAAAUGAUGUUGAAGAGGUGCAACAUGCUCUGAUCAAGGUAUUGCUUGCGUCGGGUGCCUAUACUGAGGCCAAAUGGGUGACACGGCGUGCUCUCAAGGGUGCAGUAAGCCGGGGUGUUUCAUCUCCAGAGCUUCUGGACUAUUGUUUUAAGCACUUGCCGGGGAAAUUAGCUGCCAAUGGAAUGGUAGUCUGUUCACGAUGCAAUCCCAUUUCCAGUGCCAUUGAAUUCAGUUUGGAACCCCCCAGAAAUGGAUUAAGAGCAAAUUUAAGCUAUCCGACAGAAGAACAAAUGACCUCUGAUUUGACGUUCUUAUUUGAUUCAAUUAUUCACCCUGAAAAAAUGGUGUACUACAGACCAAAGAUUAUGAGGAAAAGGGUGGCUGAUUCGGCCAGGAAGCUCCUUGACUGCAAGCAGUUUAUGAAGGAUUACAAGCCAUAUGAAAUGGCCGUUGAACUGCCUUCAGUCAUUAGGCUGUGGUGUCAUGUGGAACUUUCUGAUCAGCCUAAGGAUGAUCCAUCCCCACCACCGGAGCUAAUUGUAUUGCCUUUGAACGCUACCGUUGGUGACCUCAAGAGUGAGGCGACUAGUGCUUUUCAAGAGGUGUAUGCAAUGUAUAAGAGGUUUCAAGCUGAGGACCUCCUAGGAUAUGGGGCUAUCAAUGAUUCGCUCACCGUAAAGUUCUUGCUCGGUACAAGUGGAUCAAUCCAAAUUCAAGGUAAAUGCCCUGCAAAACAUGGGCUAAGUCGAUUCCGAAUGGAACGGGGAACUGAGGUGUGGAAGGUUGAUUGCACAUGUGGGGCCAAGGAUGACGAUGGAGAGAAAAUGUUGGCAUGCGAUACCUGUGGCGUUUGGCAGCAUACCAGAUGCGCUGGAAUUGAUAAUCCAGAUGGCAUGCCUUCUAAGUUUGUGUGUAUGAGAUGUGUCAACUUGUUCCGUGAGGAGACUAAAAAGUUACCAGUAUCUGGUGAGGAAACAAAAGAAACCUGUAUAUUGAACACAUAUUGCAGAGACGAGGCAGUAACAAAGGACUGUGCAACAGUAUCAUGUAACAUAGCUGUGAAUUUUGGUGUACGUUGAGUGUAUAGCUUUUGUAUGUUUCUGUAUAGUUUUUAGUUGCCUUUCGCUAGGAUUUUAUGUAAUAGCAAACGGGGCAAAAAAAGGCGAUUGUUCGAAAGCCUCUGUUUUUUGAGAGCUUGGGCUCUUUUGUCAGUACUGCUUUGGUUUUUAUCGAGCUCAACCAAAAUAUGAAUCAACAAUGACAGCUUUGUUUCGAUUUA